UGAAUACUUUGCGCUUAAAUGGAACUGUUGUUAUUUGUUUGUUGUAACUUCUAGUAGCGUGCAUGAUUUUUAACUUCUACCAUCAUACAUAUAUGCGUACAGAUGUAUGGCUGAGUUGAAAUGACAUUCAGACGUUCGAAAAUCGUCGAAUUCAUCACUUAAUGGAUGUAAUCCGCUGAUCAAUUUCAUUUCGGUAACAAAAAUCGGUUAACAUUUUGUGAUCGACAGCGUAAUGGUGAUAAUAUAAGCAGCCCAUACAAACAGUGCACGAUUGCUUCGAGUACAAAUGUACAUCUGUGUACGUAUGUACGUACGUGUAUGAUACAUGCUCAGCUCAGCAAAAGACUAAGAAUAAAAGCAUUUUUCAUGCAUAUUUUUUAUUAUAUUUUAAAAAUAAUCUCACAAUUUUCCUCUAUUUGCCGGUUUUUACUGAAAAGUUUACUUAAGUUCAUAUAUAUGACAAAAGUUAAUAAAAUAUUAUAAUCAGAUUUAAAAAUUUUGAAUUUCAAAGAUUUAUAAUAAAGCUACAAAAAGUUUGAGCAGAGAUUUCGAAUCGUAUUGUGUAAACAGUGAUCAUUAUAAGCUCUUUUUUUUAUAAUUCUUCGCUCUUUAAAUCUAGAAAAAUGCUUCAGAAUAAUCAAUUACAAUAAUAUGACUAACAUUUUCUUAGUGCGAGUUGGAACUGGGUAGACAUUUGUUCAAAUGUUUAUGUUACCCAAUUUAAUAAUCACGAGGAGUGUAAUAGCGCUAAACGAUUAAAACGCUAUGUAACUUUAGUCAUAAACGAAAGAAAUAAAAACAAUGCUAAUUUCUAAAUUAAACUGUUACAACUUAAUUAAAUUACAUUUGAAUCAGUGAUCGCAAAGUAUAAGAAACAAAUGUAACAAUAUGAAUUUAGAAAAACCUACUAAUUGUUAUAAAAAUUGCAUAUCCUUAAUCUACUAAUCGAUUAAAUAAAAUAAAAAAAAAACAAGUUUUAAGUGAUUGGAAAUACUGAAUCAUCCUGCGUUAACUAUUCUUGCCACACUCAAGAAAAAUGCACAUUUAUUACAAGUUUGGACUGUUCCUGAUAUUCAUACUCAGCAUAAGUGCGCGCUUUACAAAAGCAGCUCCAUCAAACGUAUCUUAUGACAACAACGACUCAGAGUAUUAUGUGGAUUAUUAUGAUGAGAAUGAUCCAGAUCAAAGAGAUAAUAACGUAACCGUAAAAACCACUGAUACUGAAGGCAUGACUUCGACUAUUAGAACUAUUCUCAUUAUUCCAACAACAAAAAGGGUACCAAUCUCAUUAAACAAUUAUACAACUAGCAAUCAGGUGUUGAAGCCCAAAUGUCCCAAAGACUGCCAGUGUUUGGAAAACUUUAAGCGCAUACUGUGCAAUGGUCUCGGUUUGACGAGCGUGCCAAAAAACCUUCCAACUACAACACUAUUCAUCGAUUUAAGCCAAAACAAUAUUGGAGAACUAUAUAUUGAAGACUUCAUAAACAUUUCUAAAGUUCGUGAAAUCAAUUUAAAUUGUAACCAACUAAAAUUUAUUAAUAAAUCGAUAUUUGAUAGCUUAAUUAAUUUACAACGACUUCGGCUAGCAGAUAAUAAACUAAGAACAAUUGAGCCAACAACUUUCUCAGGCACAAUUAAUCUAUAUGAUCUGGAUUUAAGUAACAAUUCUAUAUUGUUAAAAAACGAUGGCCCAUUCCUCAUACGACCAGGCUUAAUUAAAUUUUCUUGUCGUAAUUGCAGUUGGACCGAAGUGCAUGAUGGUACAUUCUCAGGAUUGGCCAGUUUACAGUCUCUAAAAUUGGAUUUAAAUAAUUUUGAUAAGAAAAUCAAUGUUAAAGCUUUUUCACCGCUGCAGAAUGUUACUAGAUUGUGGUUGCCUGAUUUGGAAGAAGAGAGUGUGACAGAGCUGUGUAAUUUAUUAACAGCUAUUGACAAUAUAAAGUUCGGGCACUUUGAAAUCAGUUGCUUUGAAUUAGUACUAGGCACUUCCUUUAAUGAUAGUAUUGUGAUAACGGAUCCACCAUUUAUUCAAACGGAAAUAUCACGAGUACCUAUUGAAGUACCACAAUUAGCAAUUACUGGUGAUUCGGCGCAAACAGAGGAAACAAAGAAAGAAAUUAGAACUAAGAUUAAAUCUGCGAAUGUAACUACUAUCAUACCAACAGCGAAAACAAAAUCAUCAAAUCCAAAAGAGAUUGAAAGAAAAGAAAAUAAAAUGGAAGGUGUCAGUGUCCACUCAAAUUUUACAAAUUCUACGCCUGCGAGUAGAAUCGAAGAUGACAUUAAAGUUAAGACAAUGUCGACCAUACUGACAGGCAACGCUUCAACUAGCUUAAAUGAUAUAGCAAAUAAUAGUGUCGAGCACAACGAAAUAAAAACCUCGGAUAAAACAAAUAAAGCCCUUACAGGACAUAUAUCCCAGGAUAUGGUUAACAUACUGCUUAUAUGUAUUAUUAUUAUAGCAAUUGUUGGCAUUAUCAUUGGUAUAAUUUGCCGUAAGGAUGUUGGUGGAAUCAAAACCAAAUGUUGCCGCACGAAGAAACCGGAUCCAAAAGAUCAAGUACAUCCCCCUGAAGAAAUUCCACUAAAUAAACUAACAUAAGUACAGGGCCUAAUCAAUAAGAAACAUUUUUUAAUGAAAAAUUAAAACAAUAUAGCAGAGAGUAAAUAGUUUAGCUUUGAACAAACAAAUAUUUAAAAUAUAUUUAGUAUGUAAUAAUAGUAAUAAUUAUAAUAUCUAAGUAAGCAUAUUUGAUGCACCCGUUAGCGAUAUUAUAAUUAAUAUGAUACGUUUAGCAUAUCAUUUUCCAAAUAAUUUUUUAACGCAUGUUCUUUUACUCAAAACAUAUCGUUAAGAAUACUAGUCGCAUUCAACAUAUAUUUGUACGAUUUACCCACAUACGGGCAUACAUAUGUAUGUAAUCCGUAAGGUAUCACCAAAAAAUAUAAUUUGUUUCCUGAAUA
Molecule: messenger RNA, 2964 nt
Organism: Bactrocera oleae (olive fruit fly)
Lineage: Eukaryota; Metazoa; Arthropoda; Insecta; Diptera; Tephritidae
Source: RefSeq, a predicted model, not a curated record